UUCUCACGACUCCUUCCACCAGCACAACCUCACAGUCUAUCAUGAAGGUCCUCAUCGUCCUCUACUCUGGCGGCCAGGCCGCGCAGGAGCAGCCUCGCCUGCUCGGCACCACCGAGAACAAGCUUGGCAUCUUUGACUGGCUCAAGGGCCUGGGUCACGAUGUCGUAGUCACCGAUGACAAGGAGGGCCCCAACUCGGAGUUCCAGAAGCACAUCGUCGACGCCGAGAUCCUCGUCACGACUCCUUUCCACCCUGGUUACCUUACCGCCGACCUUAUCGACAAGGCCAAGAACCUCAAGCUCUGCGUCACUGCUGGUGUGGGCUCUGAUCACGUCGACCUGAACGCGGCGAACAAGCGCAAGAUCACUGUCGCCGAGGUGUCGGGAUCCAACGUCGUCUCCGUCGCUGAGCACGUCGUUAUGACCAUGCUCUGCCUUGUGCGCAACUUCGUUCCGGCCCACGAGCAGAUUAUCAACCACAAGUGGAACGUAGCGCAGAUCGCCCGCGACGCCUACGACCUCGAGGGCAAGGUGGUCGGCACCAUCGGCUGCGGCCGCAUCGGCUACCGCGUUCUGCAGCGCCUCGAGCCCUUCAACUGCAAGGAGCUCCUGUGGUUCGACUACAACGACAUCCCGGCCGAGGCGGCGAAGGCGAUCUCGGCCAAGCGUGUCGACACGCUCGACGAGCUUCUCUCACGCUGCGACGUCAUCACCGUCAACUGCCCGCUCCACGAGAGCACGCGCGGCCUAAUUAACGCUGACGCGAUCAAGAAGAUGAAGAAAGGCGUGUGGAUUGUCAACACGGCCCGCGGAGCUAUCUGCGAUCGCAAGGCCAUUGUCGAGGCGCUCGAAAGCGGCUACAUUGCUGGAUACGGCGGCGACGUGUGGGACGUCCAGCCCGCGCCUCCCGACCACCCGUGGCGUGAUAUGCGUGGCCCUAAUGGAAACGGCAACGCGAUGACGCCCCAUUAUAGCGGCACUACCCUUGAUGCGCAGGCUCGCUACGCUGCCGGCACGAAGGAAAUUAUCGAAAACUACCUCAACGGCAAGCCCCAAAACCCCGCCAACGUCAUUGUUGAGAACGGCGAGUACGCCACGAAGGCCUAUGGCCAGCGCAAGUAGGCAGUGGACGGUGUUGUGUAGUUAUGGCAAAAGUUUGCAUGUAUUCCAUGGCAGUGAG
Cutaneotrichosporon oleaginosum is the source of this 1179-nucleotide messenger RNA. RefSeq lists its product as uncharacterized. Gene Ontology annotation, molecular function: NAD binding; oxidoreductase activity, acting on the CH-OH group of donors, NAD or NADP as acceptor; formate dehydrogenase (NAD+) activity. Gene Ontology annotation, cellular component: cytosol. NCBI's taxonomy places the organism in Eukaryota, Fungi, Basidiomycota, Tremellomycetes, Trichosporonales, Trichosporonaceae. The record is from RefSeq and is a predicted model, not a curated record.